Molecule: messenger RNA, 1452 nt
Organism: Prunus armeniaca (apricot)
Lineage: Eukaryota; Viridiplantae; Streptophyta; Magnoliopsida; Rosales; Rosaceae
Source: the annotation of a GenBank genome assembly
AUGUCCCAAGCUGAAGUGUCCUAUAGUUGUGGGUCUUGUGCAUACCCUCUGAACUUGUCAUCUUCAAAUCGUUUGACAUCUGGUUCUGGCAUUGGCUCUGAGUAUCAAAAGUCCGUCAAGAAAGGUUUUAUUUCAUUCCUCACAGUUGAUCUUAGUCGGUUCACGCAGGUUGAUGAGGUAAACUGUUUUCCUGUCUCUUGGGGUCGUUAUCGUUCAAAGACUAAACUCCUCUGCCGUAAAUGUGGGGUUCAUAUUGGUUAUGGUUAUGGAGACUCUUCUGCUCUUUGUGGUUUUGACUCUCCCAACUCAUCUACUUCAGCUUACAGAAAGUUCACUGUAAAAAUACGAGCUCUACAGCCUUCUGAAGACUCUGACCGUGAAUCCUUUGGCUUGACUUGCCAUCGCUGUCUUCGUAUUCAAAAUCUUAGCCGUCAGUCCUUACAUUUUCAAUGUUCAUUCAGCCAGCUUGACAUUUCCUCAUUAUCACAUUCGAAUAACCAUGUUAACAUCAGCACCUAUCAUCUCCAUAGGCUGCUUACUCGCUUUCAGCAUUUACACUCAUUGUCCUUAUCUGGCUGCACAGAGCUACCUGAUUCAAGCUUGGACCAUUUGGUAAAUUAUGGGUCAAAGUUGCACACCCUUAUUCUGGAAUGUUGUUUUUGUAUUACUAAUCGUGGGUUGUCUGUGGUAGCUACUGGUUGUCCAUCAUUACAAGUGAUCAGCCUUUACCGUUGCCAAAUUUCUGAUUUUGGGUUAGAAAGUUUGGCUAAUUCUUGCUCAAUUUUAAAGGAUGUGAAUCUCUCUUACUGCUAUUUUAUUACUGAUCAUGGGUUAAGAGCUCUUUCACAAGGCUGUCGUCAACUUCAGGCCGUUAAGAUAUCACAUUGUAAGGGCGUAACUGGUAUUGGCUUUAAAGGUUGUUCAUCAACUUUAGCUUAUGUAGAAGCUGAAUCAUGUAAGCUCAAGUCAGAGGGCAUUUCGGGAAUUGUAAGUGGAGGUGGGAUUGAAUAUUUAAAUAUAUCCGGUUUAAUCUUGUCCAAUGGUGGAAAUGGUUUGGCAACAAUUGGGAGUGGUUUUGCCUUCAGCCUUAAAAUUCUUAACCUUCGGCUGUGCAGAACUGUUGGCGAUGAGUCUAUUGUAGCAAUUGCAGAAGGUUGUCCACUACUUGAGGAAUGGAACUUGGCAUUGUGUCAUGGGGUCAGGAUAGUUGGUUGGUCUUCUAUUGGGAUGAAUUGCCACAAACUGGAGAAACUCCAUGUGAACCGGUGUCGGAGUCUAUGUGAUGGUGGAUUACUGGCUUUGCAAAAUGGUUGCAAACAGCUCUCUGUUCUGUACAUGAACGGUUGUUCUAGGAUUACUUCAACAGCAAUAGAGUUGUUCAAAUGUUAUAGGAGUGAUGUUACCAUCAAGGAAGAAGAAAAAAUGUGUAUAGGGGCCUAUGUGGGCAUUUAG